Aureococcus anophagefferens is the source of this 3588-nucleotide messenger RNA. RefSeq lists its product as hypothetical. The record is from RefSeq and is a predicted model, not a curated record. The coding region runs from base 1 to 3588 and encodes 1195 amino acids. NCBI's taxonomy places the organism in Eukaryota, Pelagophyceae, Pelagomonadales, Pelagomonadaceae. The transcript has 4 exons.
AUGGGGGCUGCCCCAUUGCGAUUCCUGCUAUUGCUAGCAGUAACAUUUGCAGAAGAGAACGCCGUCUUCAGCGACGACGACAACUUCGUCUCGCCGACGGCGGCGGCGGACGCAACGGAGGCGGCGCUGAAGAGCAGCUCGGGCGGCGCGUCGUCGGCCUGGAGCGAGGCGCUCCAGGCCGCCGUCGCGCGGGAGGCCAAGGCCUGGGCGACGGCGCCGGCGGACGUCGCCGCCGCGACGCGGGACGCGGCGGCGGCCGUCGCCGGCGGCGCGCACGCCGUCGCGGCCUGGCCGCUCCGGGACCCGGCGGCCGCGCUCCCGCUCGGGCGCGCGUUGCCGCUCGACGCGCUCAAAAAGCUCCAACCAACAACCGACACGGUCGCGGUCCCGCUCGGCGAGACGGGCGUCGCGCUCGUCGCCGUCGUCGCCGGGCGCGCCAUGGCGAACGCGACGGUGACCGUCGACGCGCCCGGCGUCGCGUGCGUCGCCUGCGGCGUCCAUUUCGCGGCCGUCGCCGCGGGCGAGCCCCUCGUCGUCGCCCUCGCCGCGCGGGGCCGGCCGCGCGGCGGCGAGACGGCGGGCGCGCUGACCGUGCGCGCGGGCGGCCGCGCCGUCGCGACCGCGCGGCUGACCCUGGAGGCGCCGCCGCCGGCGUCGCCGUGCGCGUUGCCCGCGGCGCCCGCGUCGCGCGUCGCCUGGCUCGCGAGCGCGGCGCCGCGGCGCGCGCCGGCCGCGGAGCCCGUCGACGACCGGAUCAUCGACCUGGGCCUCGGGCGGUCCCUGGCGCUCGCGCGGGGCAAGCGCGCGGGGCUCGGCGUCUUCGCGGCCGUGUCGCGCGGCGGCGCGGACCUCUUCGACGACCGGGGCCUGCGCCUCGAGCUCGCGCCGGACUGCGGCGCCUGGAAGCGCACGUCCGACGUGCUCACGCGCUCCCUGGACGACGGGGCGCCCGUCUUCGUCUGGCGCUGGACAUCCGCGUGCGGCGAGUCGCGCGUGUCCUUCGAGGCGCGCGUCGCGCCGCGGGACGCGCGCGUCGUCGCCGCGGCGACGGUCGAGGCGCCGGCGCCCUGGGACGACGUGAGCGUCGUCGCGUCCUUCCGGCCGGGCGCGGCGCCGCUCGCGGCGGGGCUCGGGCUCCGGAGCGGCGCGCGCGAGAAAAGGCACGCGUGGACGUGGGCGCCUUCUCGCCCCCUCGACGCGCGCAAGGGCUCGCCGCCGGGCAUGGGCGCCGAGGGCUCCGUCUGGGACCAGUUCGCCUGGCUCGGCACCGUGGACCUCGGCGCGAAGCUCCGGCUCCUCUCCGCGCGCGACCGCUCCGCGGGCGACGACGGCGACGGCCCGCAGCUCGACUGGAAGCUGUCGCCGCCCUACCCGGCGGGCUGGCGCCACGGCGGCAUGGGCUGGACGACGGACGACGGCGUCGUCACGCUGCGCGCCUCCGGCGGGCCCGCGGCCAAGCACAAGCGCAGGGGCGUCUUCGGGAGGAAGGGCGCCGCCUCGGCGACGCGGCUCGACUUCUCGUUCGCGGUCACGCCCGCCAGGGCCCUGACCCCGGCGGCCAUCUUCGCGCCGGAGAUGCGGCGCUUCCACGCGAAGCAGUACAUCAACUACCCGUUCCACGACGCGACGAUGCACCGCCUGCGGCGCUACGCCCAGAGCUGCGAGGCCGCGGGCGUCGCCGUCUCGCCCUACUACACGCACCGCGAGACGUCGAUCCACGCGGCGGAGCUCGCGCUCGCGUCCGCGCUCUUCCGGGGCACGGCGGACGCGCCGCUCGCGGCCUACGAGAGCAGGUCGCCCGACGGCAGGCCGCGGACGGACCGCACGCUCGACGCGCGCCUCGGCGCGGGCGACUACGUCCUCGCCUGGCGCACGCCCGUGCGCGGCGGCGGCGCCGGCGCCGGCGCGGCGCCGCACGGCACGGACGACGACGUCGCCGCGUCCGUCGCGGCCGGCGGCGCCUGGCUCCGCUUCUUCCAGCGCGGCGCGCGCCACCUCGCGCUCUGCGGCGGCAUGAAGGGCUUCUACAUGGACGGCAUCUCCGCGUCGCCCGCGGCCAUCGGCGCCGCGCGGCGCGGCGCCGAGCGCGCGCUGUCCAAGGUCGCGAGCAAAAAGAACGCGCCGCACCGAGCGCCCUUCCUCGACCUCCACGCGGCGAACAAGACGGCGGUCUACCUCGAGCUCUACCCCCACAUGGACGCGGUGUGGACCGGCGAGGCGUCGAACUACGAGCUCGGGCCGGACCACUUCCUCGUGGGCGUCGCGGGCGUGCCCUUCGGCCUGCCGAGCCAGAUGCUCAGCGGCGCCGUGCGCAAGCAGCCGCGGCUCUACUACCGGGCGCUCCUCUUCGGCAUGACGGAGCGCGCGGGCUGGUUCGACAGCGACACGUCCCUCGCGCGCCUCGGCGCGCUCUGGGCCGUGGUCGACGCCUUCGAGCUCCGCGACUCCGAGCUCGUGGGCUUCUGGCGCCGCGGCGACGCCCGCUUCGCCGCGACGGCGCCGGGCGACUGCGGCGACCGCGUCAAGCGCACGGCCUUCGUCGUCGACGGCGCCGCCGUCGUCGUCCUCGCGAGCUGGGCGUCGACGCCGUGCGCCGUCGACGUCGACGUCGCGGCGCUCGGGCCGCGCGCGGCCGCGUUCCAGCCGCGCGUGCCCCACCUCCAGUGCGGCGCGCCGGCCGAGGACGUCGCCUCCGGGACGCUGCGCGUCGACGUCGACGCCGGCGGUGGCGCGGUCGUCGUCGCGCACGGGCCCGCGCGCGCCGCGGCCGCGGCGCCGCUCAGCAGCCCCGACAACAGCGUCCGUCGUCCGACCAUGCUCGCGCCGGGCACGGCGCGGCCACGGCCGCGGCGGCCGACGUCGUCCGGCGGCUACGGCAGCCGGCGCCGCGGCGGCGGGUCGACGAACGAGACGCGGGCGCGGCGCGAGGCGGCGCUGAGCGACCAGCCGUGGCAGAGCCCCGGCGUGCUGGCCCUCGUGGGCCAGGCGACGAGCGGGGCCAAGGACGUCGAGCCCAUGCUCAUCGAGGGCCCGCGCGGCACGGCCCUCCGCGCCGUGGGCAGCUCCGACGACCACCGCGUCGCCGGCGACGCGCUCGGGAAAUGCGUCGCGCGCCGCAAGGAGCGCGCGGCGGCGAACGGCGGCAUGGAGGUGCUGCUGCCGCCGCCGCGCGACCUCCGCGACGACCGCGGCCGCGACGGCCUGCCGCGCGUCAAGGAGUACGAGGACGCGCUCCCGGACCUGUCCCUCGGGCGGCCGUCGCGCGCCAAGGCGCGGAGCGACUACAUCUUCGGCGCCGUCUACGAGCACGUCGACGCCUGCGGGCGGCCCAAGCUCGUCGCGUCGACGUCCAUCACGCCCGAGCGCCAGUACCUCGAGGACGGCCGGAGCAGCAGCCAGGUGUCGCGCCUCCUCACGGCCGAGCGCGGCUCGAGCCGCGUCGUCUGGGCCGGCAUCGGCCGCCGCAACGCGGGCGUCGGCGAGGGCGAGAUGGCCGUCAUCCGCCAGGCCGUCGUCGACGACCGCUCGAGCCGCCUCCGCGUCGAGAAGCUCGCGGGCAUCAAGCCCUACUCCGCCCACGGGUGGUGA